This is a messenger RNA of Danaus chrysippus (African queen), 525 nucleotides long. NCBI's taxonomy places the organism in Eukaryota, Metazoa, Arthropoda, Insecta, Lepidoptera, Nymphalidae. The record is from the annotation of a GenBank genome assembly.
CUGGAAGUGAUCGGGCCGCAGCGUCUCCUGGAUCUCCUGCUCCGUGCCCCGCGGCGUCGGCUGCACCGAGCUGCGGAAGCCGUCCAGCACACCCUUGAAAGUGAACUUCUUCAUCGCGAAUGUUGUGUCGCGCGGAUCCUUUGUCCGGCCGCGGCUACAUCACAGCCGUCCGCUCCGGACAGCGAGCCGGUUUUGGCAGCGGCAGUCGGAGGGAGGUCGCUCGCUCCCGCGCCGCGAGUCCGCUACUGCGCAGGGCCGCCCGGGCCGCCGCCGACGCCGACUCGCGCCCACCGCCACGACGAUCGACGAAAACUAGGCGAGGCACCGCCUCCGGAAUGUACGGCAAUGCGGUCUGCCGGCGGAUCGAUACGGGGAGCGGCACACGAGCGCACUCCGGCCACACGACCUCCACGACCGGCCACUACGAGCACACGACACACGGCCCGCCGCGGACUGGCGACUGGCGAGCGGAGAGCGGAGAGAGCGCCCGAUCGAUCACACCGCACGUGCUACGGAAAGAGAUGA